Owenia fusiformis is the source of this 2707-nucleotide messenger RNA. The record is from the annotation of a GenBank genome assembly. NCBI's taxonomy places the organism in Eukaryota, Metazoa, Annelida, Polychaeta, Sabellida, Oweniidae.
GCCAUAUUUACCUCAAAGAAACUGAAUGAAGAAAACAAAAUACUCUCCAAUAUCUGAUAAUUUGCUCAACCUAGAGACAGAAAUGUCGAAUAAAAGGGUCAGUUAUGACCCUAAUACUCUACCGGUUCCCGAUGAUAUAGAGAAUCUGCAUAAUGAUGUACAGAAUGACAAUCACGGAAGAGAUAACCACCUCAAACGACAAUCCAGUAUUCAGCACAACGAACUCCUUGCUCAAUUACCUAGCAAACAAAUAGACUUAGACGAUCCACAUUCUAAGACUUUUAGCUUAGAACGGGAUCGGCGACGGAGCACAUUACGACGCCGCAGGUCAACUAGGGUACAGAAUGGAGCUGAUGAAGUAGAUCUGACUAUUGAACCAAAUUUAACAACAGAGCAUGAGAACUGGGAGAGACAACAAACAUUACGAAAUGUGACGGCAUCUUUAGAUAAAAAGCGUGUUCUCAGGCGACAGUUGAUGUCCACACCCACCCAGAGUCUAACUGGAGUACAGAAAUGGAAACAUGACCAAUCAGUGAGAUGGGCAAAGUUUAAAACUCGAGCUAGUGACCUUUUCUCCCAAGUUGAAGUAUGGAAAGGAUCCUUGAAAACCAUAGAAGGCUAUUAUGGCACAGGGGUACUAUCGUACUUCAGGUUCGUCAAGACAUUAAUGUUCCUGAAUUUUCUCAUCGCAAUAAUCAUGAUUGGCGUCAUCCUGGUACCACAAAAAGUCUUAAAGCCAGAAACAUUUGAAAUUCAAACAUGUACAAAUGACACUAUGGUACUUCAACCUGUGGUAGCCGCAGCUCAGUCAGUGACUAAUGUGACAUCAUCAUCUAAUGUGACAUUAUCACCUAAUGUGACAUCAUCGCCUAUUGUGACACCUUCAGGCCAAAGUAGGUCAAGCAACGCAAGCUAUGGGUGUCAGUCUUUAACUUGCAGUAUUAGAUACAAAGAAUAUGUGGAGAAUUUUACUGCCACUCAGAAUGCUGCUCAAGUUGUGCCUGCCAUUCAGCAAGUGUUAGACUUUCUUCAGGGAACGGGCUGGAUGGAACGUACGGAAAUGUUCAUUGGAUACUAUUUCAAUAAGACUUACACAAGUGUGUUAUCAGAGAUGGAGGAGAAAUACAAUAUGCCCCUUGCUUACCUGUGUUCUGUUGGGGCAUACUUUACAAUCAGUCUUCUUCUAAUGGUGCAAAGCACUGCCUCAGGGAUCAAGGCCAGCCUGGUAAACAGAGAGGAAAGAUUCUACCAGUACUGCAACAAGAUCUUCUGUGGCUGGGAGUAUGGUAUUACAAGGGAGAAACCUGCAGCACUCAAAAUGAAAAACAUAAGUUUUGAUUUGGAGCAAGACCUCAUUGAGCAGAGAAGACAGGUGAAACAAAAAAACUUGAACAGGGGACAGAAAUGUCGUCUUUAUUUCAUCAGGAUCAUCGUGAAUAUCGGUGUAUUGGCGAUAUUGGGUGGAGCUUUCUUUUGUAUAUUUAAAGUCCAAGAAGAGACAUAUAAGCUGGCAUCAACAGUUACAAAUGCAUUUCUUGUGCUACUCAUUCAGUAUCUCCCAGCUUUGACCAUCACAUUGCUCAAUGUUAUCAUCCCCAUCGUCUUCCUAAAGGUUGUCACUUGGGAAGAGUAUGCACCAGCUGUGGAGCUAAAUAUAACCCUUAUAAGAACUGUUUUUCUUCGGCUGUCUUCAUUGGCUGUCCUCAUUGUAGUUAUAGCCAAUCAGAUCUUGUGUAACAGCACAGCAGAAGACAAUGCCCCCUGUACAUAUUGUGAUAGAAAGACACAGUGUUGGGAGACAUAUGUAGGACAGCAGCUGUAUAAGUUAGCGUUGCUGGAUUUCUUAGUCAACUUUGCUUCAACAUUCCUCUACGAACUUCCAAGAAAGCUUUUAGUGAAGUACUUUGUCAAUGUGAAACUAGUUCAAUGGGUAGGCCCACCAGAGUUUCAGAUUUCCAAAUGUGUUUUAGAUGUAGUCUAUUCCCAAGUAUUAUGCUGGCUAGGUGCAUUCUUCAGUCCUUUCAUCCCGGCAAUGACAUUUGUUAAGUUCUUCCUGCUAUUCUACAUGAAAAAGUUCACACUAUUGAAGAGCUGUGUGCCCUCCCAACGACCCUAUAGGGCUUCUAAAGCUAAUUUCUUCUUCAUGGUGAUCUUGUUGGUGUCAUUUGCCCUCUGCUGUGUACCCAUAGGUUACGUUAUAGCUAUCAUUAAGCCUUCUAAAGGCUGCAGCCCCUUUAGGAUCCAUAGCUCAGAAAGCUAUACGAUGUGGUCUACAAUAGGUGACCUCGUCAACUCCUGGCCUGGUUUGCCACAACAAAUAUUUACAUUCCUUGGUUCACCUGGAUUCUAUAUCCCCUUCGUAAUUGUACUUGGGCUGCUCCUGUACUACUACUAUGCUGUGUCUGUAGGCCACAAACAUUACGUACAGUUAUUGAGUGAACAGUUAGCCCUAGAGGGACGUGAUAAACAAUUCCUCUUGUCAAGGGUACAGGAAGCUUUACUCAGAGGGGAGAUCACCAGCAAUAGUAUGGUUAGGAGCUGAGCACUGACAUCAAGUCAGUUUCGCUGUUUCCAACAUAUCAAGUGAUCAUUGGUCGAAAAUGGAUCGAUUCCAAUAUUCUAUCCCAGCAUCUUGGUGGAAAAUUGGAACAUUGUUGUUCUGAAUGAAUGAAACUAACAUCAGAUCAGACAGUUGAUGCAAUUCUGU